UAUUCGAUUUUAGUUAUGUCGUUUGUAGAGUUUUAAGUAUUCGGUUUGGGUUUCUCGACAUUUACACGUUUCAUCAGAUUUGACGCUCAAAAUUUCAGUUGGACAAUUGAGCUUUUAAAAUGCCCCUUCUUGAAAUGGCCAUUGUAUUCGACAACAUUUACCAUGGAUUACGACGUUGCUUUGGUCCUAAUGUAGAUAAAAUGUCUUCACAUCAAUCAGUUACAUUUCCAAGGAAGAAGACACGGAGCCGGCGUCGCAGACUACAGAAGCACUAUCGAGGAUUACGACACUUGCGGGGAAAACGUUUCCCUGGCAGCGAGGAAAGUGACCUGACUGAGAGUAUCUCGUCGGAGACCCCAGAGCUUUUUGCACUAGCCACUUUUGCAUCGUCCCCAAUAACCUUGAAUCCUGUACCUUUGAUACCUUCACACGAGUUGCAGCAACGCCAGCUAUUGCAACAACGUUCAUUGAUUACAAAUGCCCGGCAGGUUAUAAUAUUUCAACUGACCAGCUGGUGGCACAAAGCCUGGCCCACUUUAGUUUCCGCAAGUAUCCAGCUAAGUUUCGGAACAUCUAUCAUUAGCCACUCGUUGCUCGGAGAAUUUGAUGAGGAAGAGUCUCCAGCACUGACGAUAGUGACGGGGCUUAAACUGGCAUUCACGAGGGUUUGCACUCAAGCGGAAAAGGCCAUUUCCCAUACAGGCCCAGGCCCCACAUACACCACCAUAUCACCUGCCAUGGAGCUGAUCGACUUCAAUGAUGUUGUGCAACGGCUGAACAAUGUCCUGGUGGACUAUCUUAUAGCCAACUUCAACAGCGAGGUGUCCCAGGUUGAGUAACAGGAAUCAAGUAAACCAUGGUUAUAAAAUAAAUUUACCAAAUACUGUACUAAUUAGGCAUACCUUUUCAAGUUUACACUGAAAUUAAUUUAGAAUUUACGCAAAUAUCAUGUAUCACAGCAGUUAAAGUUUCAUCCAACUCCAAACCAAA
This is a messenger RNA of Drosophila ananassae, 990 nucleotides long. RefSeq lists its product as uncharacterized. Lineage: Eukaryota; Metazoa; Arthropoda; Insecta; Diptera; Drosophilidae. The transcript is spliced from 4 exons. The coding region runs from base 120 to 839 and encodes 239 amino acids. The record is from RefSeq and is a predicted model, not a curated record.